GCUGCCUCUGCCUCUGGAGCCCCCUCCCGGCCCUCCUCCUCCCCUGCCUGGCGGCUGGUCCAGCUGUGUUCCAUUAGCGGCCCUGGCAGGCCCCCAGCCCCCUGGAUCCACCCCUCUUCCCCCACCCGGAGUGGCCGGCAGUCCUGGCAGGCGUGCGCCGGGCAGCACUCAGCCGGGAGAGAUCCAGAGCCAGGAAGCUGGGGACCAGUGGCCGGCAGCGAGAGAUGGAGGACCCCCAGAGGGCCUGAGGAACCCUAGCCCUGCUUCCCCUGGAUGGCUGCUGGGGCUUCCCGGAUCGCUCAGUGAGUUGAGGGGAUCCCAGGCCACCGGUGCUGUGGCUGUAGCUGACCUCUUUGGACCAGGAUGUGGGUAUCUUGGGCUCCUGGCCUGUGGCUGCUCGGUCUCUGGGCUACCUUCAGCCAUGGGGCAAAUGCAGGUGAGCAGUGCCCACUUUCUCAGCAGGAAGGACUCAAGCUGGAACACAGUAGCGGUUUAUCAGCCAAUGUGACUGGCUUCAACCUCAUCCGCAGACUCAGCCUCUUGAAGACAUCUGCCAUCAAGAAGAUCCGCAACCCCAAGGGGCCACUCAUCCUGCGGCUGGGGGCCGCCCCGCUGACGCAGCCCACGAGACGAGUGUUCCCUCGGGGCCUCCCUGAGGAGUUUGCCUUGGUGCUCACCCUGCUGCUGAAGAAACACACCCACCAGAACACGUGGUAUCUCUUUCAAGUGACCGAUGGCGAUGGGUAUCCACAGAUUUCCCUGGAAGUCAACAGCCAUGAGCGGAGCCUGGAGCUCCGGGCCCGGGGCGAGGAUGGCGACUUCGUGUCCUGCAUCUUCCCGGUGCCCCAGCUCUUCGACCUGCGUUGGCACAAGCUGAUGCUGAGCGUGGCCGGACGUGUGGCCUCUGUGCACGUGGACUGCAUCUCAGCCUCAUCCCAGCCUCUGGGGCCCCGGCGACCUACAAAGCCCGUGGGCCACGUAUUUCUGGGCUUGGAUGCUGAGCAGGGCAAGCCUGUCUCGUUUGACCUUCAGCAGGCGCACAUCUACUGUGACCCGGAGCUCGUGCUGGAAGAGGGCUGCUGUGAGAUUUUACCCGGAGGGUGCCCCCCAGAGACCUCCAAGGCCCGCCGGGACACCCAGAACAAUGAGCUCAUCGAGAUCAAUCCACAAACUGAGGGCAAGGUCUACACCCGCUGCUUCUGCCUGGAAGAGCCUCAAAACAGCAAGGUGGAUGCCCAGCUGACGAGAAGAACCAGCCAGAAGGCAGAAAGGGGAGCGAAGGCCCCUCGGGAGGCGGCAGGCGAUGAGUGCCCACCCUGUGUUCCUGGUGCCCAGGAGAGCAAUGUCACACUCGGUCCCUCUGGCCCCAAGGGAGGGAAAGGUGAGCAGGGACCGCCUGGUCCGUCAGGCCCCAAGGGAGAGAAGGGAGCACGGGGCAAUGACUGUGUUCGAAUCUCCCCGGAUGCCCCGCUUCAGUGUGCAGAGGGCCCGAAGGGAGAAAAGGGGGAGUCGGGAGCUUUGGGACCCUCAGGACUCCCAGGCUCCACAGGCCAGAAGGGCCAGAAAGGCGAGAAGGGCGACGGAGGCUUGAAGGGCCUGCCGGGAAAGCCAGGCCGAGACGGCCGGCCAGGAGAGAUCUGUGUCAUCGGGCCCAAAGGGCAGAAGGGAGAUCCUGGCUUCGUUGGGCCUGAGGGGCUGGCAGGAGAGCCCGGGCCCCCUGGCCUCCCGGGGCCCCCUGGGAUAGGACUGCCUGGGACCCCGGGGGAUCCAGGUGGCCCACCAGGCCCUAAGGGCGACAAGGGCAGCUCCGGGAUUCCAGGAAAGGAAGGCCCUGGUGGGAAACCCGGGAAGCCGGGGGCGAAGGGAGAGAAGGGUGACCCCUGUGAAGUGUGUCCAACACUGCCUGAAGGCUUCCAGAACAUUGUGGGGCUCCCCGGAAGGCCAGGACCCAAAGGGGAACCAGGUGAUCCUGCACCAGCCAGGGAGCACCUGGGAACUGUCGGACAAAAAGGUGACCGGGGAAUCCAAGGCAUCCAAGGCAUCAAAGGAGAGAAGGGGGAGCCCUGCUCGUCUUGCGACAUUGUUGCAGGGGCCCUGCAUCUCAGGCCCUCUGCAGGGGCCAGCGGAGAGGUGGGCUCUCCAGGCUUUGGUUUGCCUGGCCUCCCGGGGAAACCUGGGGCUCCGGGGCCAACAGGGCUGAAAGGAGAGAAGGGUAAUUUGGGGCCGGCAGGGACAGCUGGUGGUCCGGGACCACCAGGGCCAGCGGGACCAGCAGGCGUCAAAGGGGCGAAGGGGGAGCCCUGUGAGCCAUGCGCAGCCCUGUCCAGCCCUCAGGAUGGGGACGUCCGCGUGGUGGCCUUGCCUGGCCCGGCAGGAGAGAAGGGGGAGCCUGGGGCUCCGGGCUUCGGCCUGCCAGGAAAACAGGGCAAGGCUGGAGAGCGCGGGCUGAAGGGGCAGAAGGGUGAUGCUGGGAAUCCUGGAGACCCUGGAACCCCAGGCACUAUGGGGCAGCCGGGACUGUCGGGAGAGCCUGGAGUUCGGGGCCCUGUGGGACCAAAAGGAGAAAAGGGCGAUGGCUGCACUGCCUGCCCCAGCCUGCAGGGGGCACAGACCAACAUGGCAGGACUGCCUGGGAAGCCCGGCCCCAAAGGAGAUCAGGGCCCAGAAGGCGUGGGCCGACCUGGUAAACCCGGCCAGCCUGGUCUCCCGGGAGUUCAAGGGCCCCCAGGACUGAAGGGCAUACAGGGAGAGCCAGGGCCUCCAGGAAGGGGAGCUCAGGGGCCCCAGGGGGAGCCUGGAGCCCAGGGUUUGCCUGGCAUUCAGGGACUUCCUGGACCUCGGGGACCACCUGGCCCCACUGGAGAGAAGGGUGCCCAGGGAUCUCCAGGGGUGAAAGGAGCCAUGGGACCUGUGGGGCCUCCUGGUGCCGGUGUCUCUGGGCCUCCGGGCCGUGAUGGGCAGCAAGGACAGAGCGGACUUCCAGGAGCCAGAGGGAUGCCAGGUGAAAAGGGAUCGCAAGGGGAAAAGGGCGAGCCCGGGGAGUGCUCCUGCCCCUCUCGAGGAGAUCCUGUGUUCUCUGGCAUGCCGGGUGCUCCGGGACUGUGGAUGGGCAACUCCUGGCAGCCGGGCCCGCAGGGUCCCCCAGGUGUUCCUGGACCACCAGGCCCCCCCGGAGUACCUGGGCUGCAGGGAGUGCCUGGAAACAACGGUCUGCCAGGACAGCCUGGGCUGACUGCAGAGCUGGGCUCCUUACCGAUUGAACAGCACCUCCUUAAGAGCAUCUGUGGGGACUGUGCCCAGGGGCAGUUGACCCACCCAGCGUCCCUCCUGCAGAAAGGCGAAAAGGGGGACCAGGGCAUCCCCGGUGUGCCAGGCCUCGACAGCUGUGCCGGGUGCUUCUCAGAGCGGGAGCGCCCGAGAGCCGAGGAGGCCCGGGGAGACAACAUCAACGGAGAUGCCGACUGUCCUGGGAGCCCCGGCCUGCCUGGUCCUCCGGGACUGCCAGGCCAGAGAGGAGAAGAGGGUCCGCCCGGCAUGAGGGGCUCUCCGGGUCCUCCCGGCCCUAUUGGCCCCCCAGGUUUUCCUGGUGCUGUUGGCUCCCCCGGAUUGCCUGGCCUGCAAGGAGAGCGAGGCCCCACGGGCCUGACGGGAGACAAGGGGGAACCGGGUCCUCCAGGGCAACCUGGUUACCCAGGUGCCAUGGGCCCCCCAGGACUGCCUGGCAUCAAGGGGGAGCGCGGCUACUCGGGGCCAGCAGGAGAGAAGGGGGAAUCGGGCCCCCCAGGAUCCGAAGGCCUCCCAGGUCCCACCGGCCCAGCGGGUCCCCGAGGAGAGCGAGGACCCCAAGGGAACUCGGGUGAGAAGGGUGACCAGGGAUUUCAAGGCCAGCCAGGCUUUCCAGGCCCGCCGGGUCCCCCCGGAUUCCCAGGCAAAGCUGGAGCACCUGGCCCACCUGGCCCCCAAGCAGAGAAGGGCAGCGAAGGGAUGCGAGGCCCGGCAGGCAUGCCUGGUUCCCCUGGGCCACCAGGACCUCCUGGGAUUCAGGGCCCGGCCGGGCUGGACGGUCUGGAUGGGAAGGACGGCAAGCCCGGCCUGCGGGGGGACCCUGGCCCUGCUGGCCCCCCUGGACUCAUGGGACCCCCGGGCUUUAAGGGGAAAACAGGACAUCCUGGCCUCCCAGGACCUAAGGGUGACUGUGGCAAACCAGGUCCCCCUGGCAGCAGUGGCCGGCCCGGAGCGGAGGGUGAGCCUGGUGCCAUGGGACCCCAGGGAAGACCCGGCCCUCCCGGCCAUGUUGGGCCACCGGGGCCUCCAGGCCAGCCAGGACCAGCUGGGAUCUCUGCCAUGGGCCUGAAAGGAGACCGAGGAGCCACUGGAGAAAGGGGCCUUGCAGGCCUCCCAGGCCAGCCUGGCCCUCCUGGACACCCUGGCCCCCCGGGGGAGCCUGGUGCAGAUGGCGCGGUCGGCAAAGAGGGACCCCCUGGGAAACAGGGACUCUACGGGCCUCCUGGCCUCAAGGGGGAUCCGGGAUCUCCGGGACAGAAGGGCCAGGCAGGAGAGAAGGGGAGAUCCGGCAUGCCUGGCGGGCCUGGCAAGAGUGGCUCUAUGGGGCCUGUUGGGCCACCGGGUCCUGCAGGAGAGAGAGGCCACCCUGGAUCUCCGGGCCCCGCGGGGAGCCCUGGAUUGCCUGGUGUUCCUGGCUCCAUGGGAGACAUGGUGAAUUAUGAUGAAAUCAAGAGGUUCAUCAGACAAGAGAUCAUUAAAAUGUUUGAUGAGAGGAUGGCCUACUACACCUCCAGGAUGCAGUUCCCCAUGGAAAUGGCGGCAGCUCCAGGACGACCAGGGCCUCCAGGGAAGGAUGGUGCUCCGGGCCGGCCGGGCGCUCCGGGGUCCCCUGGGCUCCCUGGUCAGAUUGGCAGAGAAGGACGGCAGGGCUUGCCAGGAAUGAGAGGAUUGCCUGGCACUAAAGGUGAAAAGGGAGACAUUGGCGUUGGCAUUGCAGGAGAAAAUGGUCUUCCCGGCCCUCCAGGUCCUCAAGGCCCUCCAGGGUAUGGCAAGAUGGGAGCAACAGGACCCAUGGGCCAGCAGGGCAUCCCUGGCAUCCCUGGUCCCCCGGGCCCCAUGGGCCAGCCGGGCAAGGCUGGCCACUGUACCCCCUCGGACUGCUUCGGGGCCAUGCCCAUGGAGCAGCAGUACCCGCCCAUGAAAAACAUGAAGGGGCCUUUCGGCUGAAAUCCCCACCUGCCACCGGAUGAAGGACUCCAUUGGGAAUAAAUGGCCAAAGCUUACAGGACUCUGUGACGGGUUGUGAAUGUUUUUGUUGUUUUUAAUUGCUGUUAAUAUUUUUUAAAUAAUAAAAUAAAGAAACAAAACU
Microcebus murinus (gray mouse lemur) is the source of this 5374-nucleotide messenger RNA. RefSeq names its product collagen type XVI alpha 1 chain (gene COL16A1). Gene Ontology annotation, cellular component: extracellular matrix. Lineage: Eukaryota; Metazoa; Chordata; Mammalia; Primates; Cheirogaleidae. The record is from RefSeq and is a predicted model, not a curated record.